AUGCCACACUGGAUCUGCUGUAAUUCUUGCUUCGAAGCCCCUGGUCCUGACCGCAAAGUAGCUGUCACAACAUGUGGCCACAUCAUAUGCAACGUGUGCUUUCAAAAAGGCAAGCAAGGGGAAUGCUUGAUAUGCAAAGCAAAAUGUCAAGUUAGUCCUCUUUCUGACAAAAGCAGUACAGAGGUAAAGGCCCUCUUCUCUGACAUCAAUUCUGUGGCAACCAAACAUUUUACAGAAAUUAGCAAGGUGCUAUUAUUCCAGGCAAGGCAUCAAAGGAGACUAAUGGCACAUUACUACCAGAGGAAUGAAAAACUGGAAGAAGUUCUUUUAACAAUAAAGCAAGAAAUGCAACAGAUGUCAAAAAAGCUCGCAGAGCAGAGCGCCUACAUAGCUAAGCUGGAGAAUACUCUUCAACAUCAAAGUGUACCCCUUUCCACCAAGCCAAAGAACCAGAGAUCUCACAACCCAUGUGGUUCAAAAUCGGUUCUACAGAUCCCAUAUUCCUCUCCCAUCUCCCUGUCUCGACAGUCCUCCACUUCUAGCCUGGUGGAAAACAUGGAGGUUGAUCCAAGGAGUCUGUUAUUCAGGAAACCUGAGAUAUGUGGGAGUGUUCCGAGGUUGUCAUUGAUCAGCCCACCACAGGACGGACACAUAGGCACCGUCUGUUAUCGAUCAGCCAGUCAGAAAACCAUGGUCAACCGCUCGGCUUGCUCGGCCACUGUCAGUCGUCUGCAAGAACUCCAGAUGACCCCUGAACUGUCCUACCGUGCUUCAGGUUGGGACACGCCCGUUUUCAAGCCUCCAUCUGCUUUCCGCUACUCCUCCCUGUCCUCACUGGUCACACCCUCACUGGGGAAACCAUAA
This is a messenger RNA of Hypomesus transpacificus, 864 nucleotides long. RefSeq names its product probable E3 SUMO-protein ligase RNF212. Gene Ontology annotation, molecular function: SUMO transferase activity. The record is from RefSeq and is a predicted model, not a curated record. Bases 1 to 864 code for a protein of 287 amino acids. The transcript is spliced from 12 exons. Gene Ontology annotation, biological process: protein sumoylation; homologous chromosome pairing at meiosis; reciprocal meiotic recombination. NCBI's taxonomy places the organism in Eukaryota, Metazoa, Chordata, Actinopteri, Osmeriformes, Osmeridae. Gene Ontology annotation, cellular component: synaptonemal complex.